AUGUCGGUCAAAUGUGAGAACUACCUUCGUGUGUACAGCGCCACAACUAAAGACGAGCUCAUCCAACUCAGCUUUCGCCAGGACUCCUUAUGCACCAUCCGUCAGCAAUUUCCAGCAGAGCUAGUUCCCCACAAGUGCGACAGCCAGUGGCACGGCGAGGUCCUGGAAUCCUGCAAUGAGACAGGGCUCUGGUCAACAGCUGACCCAGACAUCGCUGCUCAAUGCGAGAACAUGUCGGACAUCUCCCAGAGCGUGCGUGUCUGUCAUGAAAAAACUACUUUCCGCUACUACAAAAACAUUUUCUGUGCCAUUUGUAAUUCUGAUUCUAAUUUCCUUGACGAUUAUCUUUGCAACCUUCAGCAUGAAUUUCGAGGUUGUUGCUAUGAUGCAUUGACUCCUGAUUGUGUGCAUGGGAAUCUGGAAAGAAGAAAAGUUCUUCCAUUCUCAUUAUUGCUUGGCUCUCUUCACGGCAAACAUAAACCACUGUCACAUUCUGGAAUAAAGUUUAAAGACUGUCAUGUCACUGAGUGGUCUAGUCCAGACGGUACAU
Candidula unifasciata is the source of this 550-nucleotide messenger RNA. The record is from the annotation of a GenBank genome assembly. Lineage: Eukaryota; Metazoa; Mollusca; Gastropoda; Stylommatophora; Geomitridae.